Molecule: messenger RNA, 2737 nt
Organism: Medicago truncatula (barrel medic)
Lineage: Eukaryota; Viridiplantae; Streptophyta; Magnoliopsida; Fabales; Fabaceae
Product: acylamino-acid-releasing enzyme
Exons: 18
Coding region: 16-2517 (833 amino acids)
Biological process (GO): proteolysis
Molecular function (GO): serine-type endopeptidase activity
Source: RefSeq, a predicted model, not a curated record
GUGGUGGCUAUUGCCAUGGUUAUUUUAAUGGGGUGGAGGACUCUAUCAUCAGUGUCACCCGUUGCUAUAUUAUCUCAAACUUUUUCAACUCAUUUCCCCCAAAACCCAUUUUCUACUAUUUCUCUCUCUCAUCGUUCUUCUUUUCAUUAUUCAUCAUCAUCAUCAUCAGCAAAAUCACCCAUUUUCCUCCUCACAAAAUCUUCAUCAAUGGAGAAUCCAAAAACCAAAGAAUUUCCACUAGGAAUCGAUGAAGAAACAGAACAACAAUAUUCACUUCACUCCAAUUUACUUCAACAAUUCACUUCAAUCUCUUCCAUCGACAAAUCAUGGAUUUUCAAUUCAAACACAGCAGAUUCUUCAUCACAAGGAAUGAUGUUUUCUGUGAGUCAACCGAACCUUCUAGCGAACAAGAAACGGAAGUUUAUUCUAUCGUCAACCGUUAACAAACGGAGCGACGGUUCCGUUGGUUUAGAUUGGGCUCCGUUUCCUGUUGAGAUGACUGGAGUUUCUGUUAUGGUUCCGUCGCCAUCGGGUUCGAAGCUUUUGAUUGUGAGAAAUCCGGAAGGUGAUGGUGGUUGUAAGUUUGAAAUUUGGAGUAAUUCUUGUCUUGAAAACGAGUUUUCUGUACCGCAAUCGAAACAUGGUUCGGUUUAUGCUGAUGGAUGGUUUGAGGGUAUCUCUUGGAACUCAGAUGAAACUCGUAUAGCAUAUGUUGCUGAAGAGCCUUCCCCUGCAAAGCCUACAUUCAAUGAUCAGGGCUACAAGGUAAGUGGUUCUGAUGACAAGGAUUCCAGCAGCUGGAAAGGUCAAGGAGAUUGGGAGGAAGACUGGGGAGAAACAUAUGCGGGAAAAAGACAGCCUGCACUUUUUGUCAUAAACAUUACUAGUGGAGAGGUUCAAGCCGUCAAAGGCAUUGACAAAUCUUUGAGUGUUGGCCAAGUUGUGUGGGCUCCAUCAAGUGAAGGCUCUGCACAAUAUUUGGUUUUUGUUGGAUGGUCAUAUGAGACAAGAAAACUUGGUAUUAAGUACUGCUAUAACAGGGCUUGUGCAUUAUAUGCUGUUAAAGCACCACACGAAUCAAAACCUAAUGAAAAUGAGAUCCAAGCAACUGAAGAUGUUCAGGCAUUAAAGCUAACUCAAACCAUAAGUAGUGCUUUCCUCCCACGGUUCAGCCCAGAUGGAAAUUUUCUUGUAUUUUUAUCAGCAAGAAGCUCAGUUGAUUCUGGAGCCCAUUCUGCUACAAAUUCACUUCAUAGAAUUGAUUGGCCUAAGGAUGUGAAACUCUAUCAAUCUGCAAAAGUUCAUGAUGUGAUACCAGUUGUGCUGUGUGCGGACGAUGAUGGCUUUCCUGGGCUUUACUUUUCAAGUAUCCUUAGUGAUCCAUGGCUUUCUGAUGGCCACACAUUGAUUAUACCCUCUGUCUGGCACAGCAGUCAAGUUUUACUUUCUGUAAAUGUGUUUAGUGGACAAAUAAAACGAAUCACCCCUGCGGACUCAAAUUUCUCGUGGAGUCUCCUUACGUUGCAUGGGAACAAUAUUUUUGCUGUUUCUAGCAGUCCAGUAGAUGUUCCUCAAGUCAAGUAUGGAACCUUUGUUGAGAAGGAAGGUGGUAAUAGUGAAUGGAGGUGGUCAGAUGUAUCAAAUCCCAUAUAUAAAUGCUCUGACAAGGUAAGAUCUUUGUUGUCCUCUCUUACGUUUAGUAUAAUGAAGAUCUCAGUCAAGGAGGCUUCUGAAAAUCCAACUAAAGGUUCUUGUAAACCUUAUGAAUCUAUAUUUGUGUCAUCAAAAACCAAGAAAAGUGACGCAUGUGAUCCACUAAUUGUGGUCCUUCAUGGGGGACCACACUCAGUCUCAUUGUCAAGCUUUUCAAAGUCACAGGCUUUUCUUUCUUCACUUGGAUAUAGCUUGUUGAUUGUCAACUACAGAGGUUCAUUAGGAUUUGGAGAGGAAGCCUUACAAUCUCUUCCGGGGAAUAUUGGAUCUCAGGACGUCAAUGAUGUACUCAGUGCUAUUGAUCAUGUCAUAGACUUGGGACUUGCCAGUCCAUCAAAGAUUGCAGUUCUUGGUGGUUCACAUGGUGGCUUUCUGACAACCCACUUGAUUGGCCAGGCUCCAGAGAAGUUUGUUGCAGCAGCUGCUAGGAAUCCUGUUUGUAACCUUGAGCUGAUGGUUGGUACAACUGAUAUUCCUGAUUGGUGCUUUGUGGAGAGCUAUGGUACCAACGGAAGGGAUAGGAUAACUGAAGCACCUUCAGCAGAGGAUCUGACUCUAUUUUAUAGCAAGUCUCCUAUCGCACACCUCUCGAAGGUAAAAACACCAACAGUGUUUCUCCUAGGUGCCCAAGAUCUUCGUGUACCAAUUUCGACUGGACUACAAUAUGCUCGGGCUUUAAAGGAAAAAGGAGUACCGGUUAAAGUCAUCCUGUUUCCAAAUGAUGUUCAUGGAAUUGACAGACCACAAUCCGACUUUGAAAGCUUCCUUAGCAUUGCUGCAUGGUUCAACAAGUAUUGCAAAUGAGGAGCAUUUUCAGAUAUCAGUGAUCAAAUCUUAUAACUUCUUCUUGUGUAUACCCUGUUAUGUUGCAAACUGUAUUUUAAGAAUGAAAAAGAUAUUGGACCAGACUGUAUUUGACUUAUGAUUCUCUUUUCUUAAAGAUUAUGUCAACCGAUGAUUUUGUAUGCUGAUCUUCCAACUCUUCAUUAACAAUGGAUGUCCACAAUAAGAAGGUUGUGCCUAA